GGUUGACCAAGACGAGAUUGACCUGAUAGACCGGAGGAGAAAAAUGGCGUUCACAUUCGCGGCCUUUUGCUACAUGCUUGCAUUGCUGCUCACAGCAGCUCUUAUCUUAUUCGCUAUCUGUCACAUAAUAGCAUUUGAUGAGCUGAAGACUGACUACAAGAAUCCUAUAGAUCAGUGUAACACAUUAAACCCGCUGGUGCUUCCAGAGUAUCUCAUCCAUUUCUUCUUCUGUGUGAUGUUCCUUUGUGCGACUGAGUGGCUCACGCUCACACUCAACUUGCCGCUGCUGGCUUAUCAUGUCUGGAGGUAUACGAGCAGACCAGUGAUGAGCGGUCCUGGACUCUAUGACCCAACCACCAUCAUGAAUGCUGACAUCCUAGCCUACUGUCAGAAGGAAGGCUGGUGCAAACUGGCUUUCUACCUCCUGUCAUUCUUUUACUAUCUUUAUGGGAUGAUCUACGUUCUGGUGAGCUCCUAAACAUGAACCUCCACUCCGAGACCUGGCACUGAUCCAGGUGCUGGACCUGCUGGAGACCACCACCACGCUAAACACAGAGCAGAGUCAUUUCUGAAGCAUUAAUC
Messenger RNA from Nothobranchius furzeri (turquoise killifish), 582 nucleotides. NCBI's taxonomy places the organism in Eukaryota, Metazoa, Chordata, Actinopteri, Cyprinodontiformes, Nothobranchiidae. The record is from RefSeq and is a predicted model, not a curated record.